Messenger RNA from Coniosporium apollinis CBS 100218, 2460 nucleotides. RefSeq lists its product as uncharacterized. Gene Ontology annotation, molecular function: beta-glucosidase activity. The record is from RefSeq and is a predicted model, not a curated record. Lineage: Eukaryota; Fungi; Ascomycota; Dothideomycetes. Bases 1 to 2460 code for a protein of 819 amino acids. The transcript is spliced from 4 exons. Gene Ontology annotation, biological process: glucan catabolic process.
AUGGAGUUUUCUUGGAAGACGCAGGUGUUCAUCCUCCUCCAGGGUCUGUCAUGUGCCUUUGGUCAAGCAUGGGAUCGCUCUCUGUAUGCGACUAGCCCUCCCGUCUACCCAUCCCCAAACACUGCCGGCCUUGGAGGUUGGGAAGACGCCCUAUCUCAAGCGAAUGGCUUCCUCUCCCAAUUAACCCUUGACGAGAAAGUCCAGAUCGUCACAGGCACCCCAGGCCCGUGCACUGGUAACAUUGGACCUAUUGCGCGCUUAGGCUUCAGCGGACUUUGCUUGCAGGAUGGACCUCUCGCUAUUCGACAGGCCACCUAUGCGAGCGUGUUCCCCGCCGGAUUGACCGCUGCAGCAUCGUGGGAUAAAGGCUUGAUCUACCAGCGAGGUGUCUACCUGGGCGAGGAGUUCCGUGGAAAGGGCGCACAUAUCGCACUCAUGCCUGUUGCAGGAACUUUGGGUCGAUCCGCCACUGGAGGCAGGAACUGGGAGGGUUUCUCUCCAGAUCCUUACCUCACCGGCAUUGGUAUGGACUUGACUAUCCGUGCCGUGCAAUCUACUGGUGUCCAAACAACCUCCAAGCAUGUUGUUGGCAACGAGCAGGAGACACAGCGGAAUCCAAGCACGAUCUUUCCCGAUAACACUACCGCCUCCAACAUCGCUGGCCCACCUCCCGGUGUCGGUGGUAUCACUAUUGAAGCUGUAUCCUCCAACAUCGACGAUCGGACAAUGCAUGAAGUGUACCUCUGGCCGUUUGCGGACUCCGUGCACGCCGGGACUACUAGUAUCAUGUGUUCUUACAACCGCAUAAACGCGUCUUAUGGCUGUGAGAACUCAAAAAUCCUCAACGGGAUACUCAAGGAUGAGCUUGGUUUCCAAGGUUAUGUCAUGUCGGAUUGGGGUGCGACACACUCUGGUGUCUCCAGCGUGCUGGCAGGUCUAGAUAUGACUAUGCCUGGAGGGAUUGGCUUCACCAGCGAUGUGCCUUCUUAUUGGGGAGCAAAUCUUACUGGCGCUAUCCAAAACGGAUCCGUUCCAGAAGCUCGACUUGACGACAUGGUUCGCAGAGUGAUGACGCCAUAUUUCUAUCUAGGACAAGAUAGCGGUUUCCCGCCGGUUGACCCUUCAUCUACAGACGCCAGCAUUUUCACCUUGUUCGCGCCGCCAGAUACUUGGCGGUACGACUUCAAUCUUACUUCGCCAUCCAACGUUGACGUUCGUGGCAAUCACGCGCACCUCAUCCGAGAACUCGGCGCUGCUGGCACUGUAUUGCUGAAAAACGUUAACAAUGCUCUGCCGCUCCGUAACCCCCAGACCAUUGGCGUCUUUGGAAACGAUGCUGGCGACUUCCUAAACGGUCCUUACUCUCUGAGUUUGAGUUUCGGUGGUGAUUACGAGUUUCAGACCCAGGCAGUGGGUGGUGGCUCUGGCACGGGCCGCUUCACCUAUGUUAUUCCCCCACUCGACGCCAUCAAAGCCCGGGCAAACCACGCAUCUCCAGAUGGUGCUCUUGUUCAAUAUAUCUUGAACAACACCCUGAUCCUGCAACCGGACGGCCUUAGCAGUCUUCUUCCUUAUCCUCCUGAAGUCUGCCUUGUUUUCACUAAAACAUUUGCAACCGAAGGAUUCGACCGCACGACCCUCGAACUUGGCUGGAACGGCACUGAAGUGGUUAACACCAUCGCUCGGACAUGCAACAAUACUAUUGUUAUAACCCACUCCGGCGGUCUUAAUAUUCUUCCGUUCGCAGACAACCCCAACGUUACCGCUAUCCUCGCCGCACAUUUUCCAGGUCAAGAAAGCGGAAACUCUAUUGUCGAUGUUCUGUACGGCGACGUCAAUCCUUCCGGCAAGCUUCCUUACACCAUUGCGCGCAAUGCUUCCGACUACAAUGCCCCGGUUACGAAUUCUACUGAGUUGCUGACUACGAGGGAUCCGAAUGCGUGGCAGGCCGACUUCACGGAAGGUUUGAUGAUCGACUACCGCCAUUUCGACAUGGCGAACAUCACCCCACAAUACGAGUUUGGCUUCGGCCUGAGCUACACUACAUUCGAUAUCGGUAACAUUUCCGUUACGGCUUUGACAGACGGCCCCGUGUCGGCACUACCACCACCUGCGGUGAUAGCGCCAGGUGGCAACCCGACACUUUGGGAUGGGCUCUAUCGCGUCACUGUUGUUGUUUCCAAUACCGGAGAUGUUGGCGGUGCUACCGUCGCACAGCUCUACCUUGACAUGGGCAGUGGAGCACCGGAGGGAACGCCGGUCAGGGUGCUGAGAGGGUUUGAGAAAGUCAGCGUGCAACCGGGAGAGAGUACAGAGGUGGCGUUCGUAUUGACUAGGAGGGAAAUAAGCUAUUGGGACAUUGUGGCGCAGAACUGGAGGAUUCCGAGCGGGGAAAUGACGGUCAGUGUUGGGUUGAGCUCGAGAGAUCUGAGACAGGAGGCACCGUUGACGGUGCUGUGA